Messenger RNA from Ochotona princeps (American pika), 2019 nucleotides. RefSeq names its product pleckstrin homology domain containing A1 (gene PLEKHA1). Bases 180 to 1388 code for a protein of 402 amino acids. Gene Ontology annotation, cellular component: membrane; cytoplasm. The transcript has 12 exons. The record is from RefSeq and is a predicted model, not a curated record. Gene Ontology annotation, molecular function: PDZ domain binding. NCBI's taxonomy places the organism in Eukaryota, Metazoa, Chordata, Mammalia, Lagomorpha, Ochotonidae.
GAGUGCCCGCUCCGGAAUCUCAGCCGCCGUCUGGGGGCCGAGGCGACGCGGACGCGCUUGCGCAGUGUGCGGGCGGGCCGUCGUGGGCGCCGUCGGGACAGCUCCGCGCCUGUGGGAGCCGGAGCCGCGGCGGCGCGGGUGCUCCGGGCCGAGGCCCCGUGUAAUGUUCCGGCACAGAGAUGCCUUAUGUGGAUCGUCAGAACCGCAUCUGUGGUUUCCUCGACAUCGAAGAAAAUGAAAACAGCGGCAAGUUUCUCCGAAGGUACUUCAUACUGGAUACCAGAGAAGAUAGUUUUGUAUGGUACAUGGAUAAUCCACAGAAUCUACCCUCUGGGUCAUCACGUGUUGGAGCCAUUAAGCUUACCUACAUUUCAAAGGUUAGCGAUGCAACCAAGCUAAGGCCAAAGGCUGAGUUCUGUUUUGUUAUGAAUGCAGGAAUGAGGAAAUACUUCCUACAAGCCAAUGAUCAACAGGACCUAGUGGAAUGGGUAAAUGUGUUGAACAAAGCUAUAAAAAUUACAGUACCAAAGCAGUCAGACGCACAGCCCAGCUCUGACACGCAGAGUUGCCAGGGCGAGUGUGGGAGGAAGCUGGUGUCUUACAGGACGGAUAUUGUUGGUGGUGUUCCCAUAAUCACACCAACUCAGAAAGAAGCAAAUGAAUGCGGCGAAAGUGUUGACAGGAAUAAUUUGAAACGGUCACAAAGCCAUGUUCCGUACUUUACUCCUAAACCACAUUCAGACAGUGCCAUAAUCAAAGCUGGGUAUUGUGUAAAACAAGGAGCAGUGAUGAAAAACUGGAAGAGAAGAUAUUUUCAGUUGGAUGAAAACACAAUAGGCUACUUCAAAUCUGAACUGGAAAAGGAACCUCUGCGUGUGAUACCGCUUAAAGAGGUUCAUAAGGUCCAGGAAUGCAAGCAAAGUGACAUAAUGAUGAGGGAUAACCUCUUUGAAAUUGUAACAACAUCACGAACUUUCUAUGUGCAGGCCGACAGCCCCGAGGAGAUGCACAGCUGGAUCAAGGCGGUCUCGGGCGCCAUCGUGGCCCAGCGCGGGCCCGGCAGAUCGGCCACUGCUGAGCAUUCCACCUGUCCCACAGAAGCCAAACACACUCUCCGGCCCGCCAGGGCAGCAGCCGCCUCACAUUCCACAGCCUCUCGCAGCAACUCCCUGGUCUCAAGCUUUGCCCUGGAGAAGCGGGGAUUUCACGAAUCUCUUGCCAAGGUCAAGCCAGGGAGCUUCAAGGUCCAGACUCUCUCUGCAAGAGAACCAGCUUCCAAAGUAGCCGAGCGAGCUCUGCUGAAACCUCUGAGUAAAAACAGUCCUCAGGAAAAGCCUUGUGACCCGGUGGACUUGGAUGACGCAAGCCUUCCUGUCAGUGAUGUGUGAGGUGCAGGCAGGGGGCCAGCCUGCCUCCGCGCCGCCUCCUUCCGUGAGACUUCUAGCCAAAGAUGACAGAGGCCAGGUGGCUGUCCAGGUGUGGGCUCCACCCCCUCUGAGGGGUAUUCUUUAUGAGCUGGCGAACCAAGAAUCUAGCGAGUGGCCAAACGAAAUAGAAUUUCUUUAAGGAAGGAAAAAAAAAAACCAACCCUAAGUGUUCCAUUUCAGCUGUCUAGAGCUUGGUGUGUUACGUGGGUGGUAAAAACACAUGUGUGAUAAUCCUGUUUGCAUGGUGACUUUGAGUUUAAAUGUGUAACAUCUUAAGACGUUUAAAGUACUUACUAAUUAUUUGGGUCACUUUUUAAAAUACUACUAUAACUUCCUUUCAAGGUUCAGUAUUUACAGAUUCUUAUUGGUUGAUAAUUACCAAAUGAAAUGUUGCCAGACUAAGAUACCUAAACUCAUGCUGUUUGUGGUGCUGUCAGAUUUAUACUACAUUAUGUGGACUCUUUUGAAAUUACUUCCAUUUUUGAUGCCCUCAAUCUCAAGGUGAGUAGUGAGUUUUUGCAUAGAAGGUCUUGUCAAGCCGUCAGUCAGGAUUGGGAGCUGCCCGGGGUGCAAGGAAGGGAGAGCUGGAGUU